UGCCGGGGCAACGGUCAUUUUGGUCUGAGUGCCCCGCGAAGAUCGAAGGCGGCCUCCACGGAUGGACGUCCUGAGAGGAGAAUGGCUUCAACAAGGAAAACCAGCCAUCCCAUGCACGAUAUCUUUGGUGAUUUCAGUGAUAUUUCCUCAGAAGAUUCAAAGAUGGAAGAAAUCAGAAACUUGAAAAUCAGUAGGAACCUCACCAAAAGAGCUCCCAGUCAUAGCAGAUUUCUGAAAAGAAGCCAAACUCUGGAUGAAAAACACUUAUUCCCGAAAGAGGAUACUGGCCUGGGGAGUGGGCCCCGGCUGUCCUCAGGGAGACCCCUGACCACUGCCUCAAAGCUAAGGACCAGCGCUGCGCUCAGGAAGCUGGCCCAGAUUGAAUCUAAGAUCAUGAACCGGAAGGUGCAGAUGGACUUGUCUGACAUGGAAUCCAACCCAGAGACCUCCAGCAGAGCAGACAAAAUUCCUCCCAGGAGUACAGUUGAACUUUCUAAACAGAAUACAGGCAAAACCUCCCAGGAGCAGGCCUGUGAAAUUCCUGUCGCUGAGAGCAACACACUGAAAGGGAAGGCCAGUAGGUUUCUAAAGAAGAGAGGGCCACCCAUGGAAAACCUAUUCCCUAAAGCCCACUUUGGGACAGAGAGGAAUUUUCCAACACCCAAAGAAAAAGAACCUACUAGAAAAUUGGAUUCUCCAGACAGUGAUGAAGAGGAAAUGAAAGAGUUGCUGGGAAGCUUGAAGGAAUCUUCUAGCGAAAAAGAAAUACACAUGAAACAGGGUUUCACCAGCACCAGAUUCAAUAAGGAAGAACGAACAGAACUAUUCUCGGCUCAGCUUCCAACUCAACCGAAACUCCUUUCGCUACCCAGUGAGGAACUUUCCAGCCCAAAGCCACUUGGGACAUCACAUCUGCCAACCUCCCAGUCAGCAGACAGGACCCUUCACGGCAUGCGCUCAAGAGCACGCUCCCCACAGACUCACACUGCAGGGGACAGAGCCCCUCAUCUGGCAUCACCUUCCAUCACCAGCACUGUGUCAAAAUCCGUGGUGCACAGCAGGCCCUUGUCCCCUUCUGGAAGGAGUGAGGCUGAGCCUGGGGAGAAGUUGCUCUCAGAAGCCUCCGACGACAGCCUAAGCGAUUUUCGAAUAAAUAUUUUAUCCCUUGAUGAUCUGGUUCCAGCUGUCAGUGAGAAAUCAGAACAGAAAAAAGACGAUCAGAGGGAAAAGGCAUCCAGCCAAAGCUCCUGGGCCUGGGGCCCCACAACUGAAAGUGAGGUCUCAGAGCUCCUGAGUGAGGCGUUGGCCUCCUCUGCUGGGCCCCAGAGCACUUCCAGCCUGAGGCCAGCAUCUGAGGAACCUACAGCCAGCACGGUGAGCUUGACUUACUCGGAAGAUUUCAACAGAUCCCCAAGUCCGACAGCAUCAGAGCCAGUCUCCCAUUCUGAGGAGUCUCCAGACAGGACACUAGCCACUUUGUCUGAACUCUCUGCAAGCCUGAAGAUAGACCAUCCCCCACCAACAUGCAUGUCUCGGAAAAAACGGUCCAGGGAUGCUAGAAGAGUCAUGGUGAAGGAGACGGCCGCGCAGACCCUCGAUCCCGCCUUUACCUACCAGUGGACGAAGGGUAAGCAUGUGGCUUCAGGGCCCGAGGGGGGAGGCGCAGGCCAUGGCAGCAGUGAUAGGCACUCAGGCUGUGCUCUGCAGCCGUCCUUGCAGUCCCUGACAGCUUACAGCCCCGCCGUGUUAGCGCUCAAUGACAUGCUGAAGCAGCAGCUGAGCCUGACGCAGCAGUUCAUCGAGGCUAGCAGGCACCUGCACGGGUCCCUUCUGCAGUCCCUGGACCAAGACUCGUACCACUACCACACCUUGGAGGAAACCAAAGAGUACAUCAGGCACCACCGGCCCGCCCCGCUGACCAUGAAGGAUGCUCUGGAAAAAGUGAACAAGGAGCUGUGAGCGCCAGGUGAGGCUAGACUGAUGGGUCUCAUCUAAUGAGCUGGGCCAGUGUACUGGCUGACACGUUAGUGGCCAGGGGACAUUCAGUGGGGAGGGGGACAGGUGGUACCCAGUACUCACCUGGGUGGAAUCCAGCUCCCACCUUUUCUGAGUAGUUGAUCUCUCCCAGCCCCCAAUUCCUUGGUGUGUCCGGCACCUGAGAAUAACCACAGACCAGUGGAAACGGAAUGCAGGUGGCGCUCCAGUACCACUCAUGGCAGGACAGAAGAUGCCAGCUUGUCAGGAGCCCUGCGGAGCAGCUCCACCCAGCCAGGCUCUGGCUUCCCCAAGAGCCAAGGUAGAUGGGGGUAUGAGAAGCACCCCGUUCCCUAACGAGGACACAGGGCCAGGGGUCCAUACUGAGGACUCCUGUGUGACAC
Molecule: messenger RNA, 2378 nt
Organism: Hipposideros armiger (great roundleaf bat)
Lineage: Eukaryota; Metazoa; Chordata; Mammalia; Chiroptera; Hipposideridae
Gene: CUNH19orf44
Product: chromosome unknown C19orf44 homolog
Exons: 7
Coding region: 82-1959 (625 amino acids)
Source: RefSeq, a predicted model, not a curated record